Diabrotica virgifera virgifera (western corn rootworm) is the source of this 1133-nucleotide messenger RNA. RefSeq names its product glutathione S-transferase omega-1-like. Gene Ontology annotation, biological process: glutathione metabolic process. Gene Ontology annotation, cellular component: cytoplasm. Lineage: Eukaryota; Metazoa; Arthropoda; Insecta; Coleoptera; Chrysomelidae. Gene Ontology annotation, molecular function: glutathione transferase activity; glutathione dehydrogenase (ascorbate) activity. The record is from RefSeq and is a predicted model, not a curated record. The transcript has 4 exons. Bases 229 to 954 code for a protein of 241 amino acids.
AGAACAGAUAUUGGCUGAAGGUUGAAGCGCAUGUUAAAUUAGCAUAUCUUAUCCACAGUUAUCAUAUCUUUACAUAUUAAUGAAUAUUUCGCUGAAUUAACCACUUACAGACGUUGAAAUACACUUUAACUUAGUUUGGGGUUAAAUUAAUCUAUAAAAAUAUCUGCCGACUUUUAAUUUUACUUCAGAAAUACAAAAAUCUUUCAAUACAUCUAUAAAUUAUUCAAGAUGUCUACAAAACAUUUAUCAGCCGGUUCCUUAGAGCCUCCAAGAACUGAGGGCCUUCUCAGGGUCUAUUCUAUGAAAUUCUGUCCUUUUGCCCAACGAGCUUUAUUAGUCUUGAAAGCGAAAAACAUUCCACAUGAUGUUGUAAAUCUUAAUUUGGUCAGAAGACCAGAGUGGUACAGCAAAAUUAAUCCAAAAACAUUAGUACCAGCUAUUCUUGAUGGUGAUAAAAUUGUGGUAGAAAGCCUGGAUAUUGCUGACUAUCUAGAUGAAAAGUACCCUGAAAACCCACUCUAUCCUGCAGAUCCUGCAGCCAAGCAGCAGGUUAAGGAUAUUAUUAACAAGGCAGGUGGUCCACAAGCGGUUUUUAUAAAAAUAUUAUUAGGAAAGGAAGAACAUUCAGCAGAAGAAUGGGCUAAAUUGAUGCUUGAAGCUCUUCAACCUUUGGAAGAAGUACUUUCACAGAGGAGAACACCUUUCUUUGGUGGAGAUAAACCUGGCAUGGCUGAUUACAUGAUUUGGCCAUGGGCAGAGAGAGCAGGGUGUAUAGGAAUUAAAUUACAACAGAAACUUCCUUUGAAAGACUCAGACAUUCCACUUUUAAGGAAAUGGAGAAAAGAUAUGAUGAAUGAACCAGUUUGCAAGGAGUUAUAUAUUAGUGGUGAGAGGUUUUGGAUAAUUGCAAAAGCAAAAAUUGAUGGUGUAGAACCAGCUUAUGAUGAAGUAUAAAAUGGAUUCUUAAAUCGACGGAAGUCAUAUAAAUUACAUGCAAAAAUUUUCAAAUGAACUGAUAGAAUAUACUGUUACUCUGAUGUUUUAUACCGUACGCUUACCAAAUUCACUUAAUGUUGCCUGCACCCUGUACCUAGUAAAGCUGAAGACAAUAAAUAUUACAGCUUUUUGAUGUG